AUGCCGCCCAAACUGAUCUGCCCGCUGUGUGAGACCUUUCUCGAGCAGGACUGGGAGCGAAACCAUCCAGGGCCUUGGCGUUGGAGGACUCGUCCGUGGUUCACAGAAGUCCGGGGUCUUUAUGCAGUCGAAGGUGACUUGGACGAAAUCGCGGUCACCGGGGUCGGCGUGAUACGCCACGACAAUAUUCUUCAUGCAUCAAUCGACCCAGACAAAGCCUAUUUCGAGGUGGACGACUUCAAUGCUCUUAACCUAUGGGCGAUCCGCGACUUUUCGACAACUUGGUGGUGUUUUGCGUUUCACAACUCAUGUUGGAACUUCCUUCUACAGAGGCUCCGCCUAGGUAAUGCCUCCAUAGAUGUUCCAACCAUCGUGAGGUCAGUCUACUUCCAACUCCACAACAGUCCUGCUCCCAAAGCCCCCGGUCCGCACGAUAGUAGGUGGUUAUAUAAAACCGCUGACCCGAAUGCAUUUCCCUCCUUGGAAAUAAUGGAAACAGUAAGGGGAGGUGUGUAUGCGGAAAUGCAUUAUGGACGGGACACCACACAGCCAGAGGAUAUGAUGCUGGAAAGUGACACCGGGACACGAGCAUAUUGGAGAGAGUCAGGGGCCGGUAUUAUCAGAAUGCUUCCGGAGGAAACGAUAUAUGAGGUUUUUACUUACCUAGACAUCCGUGAUGUCGUCAAAAUAAGACUUACAUGCCGAUAUCUAGGUUGGCUGGCUAGCAACGAACAGCUUCCUCCGUCCUUUUGGCGGAGUAGAUUUAUGCUCGGCCAGGAGUUUUAUUAUAUUUUCCCCAGCCUCUGUACCCCACGGAAUUGGUUCAGGCUCUACUCCGCUAUGAAGGCAGCUUCAUAUGGCCCAUCGCGACCCCUAGCCCAUAGAAAAGAAAUCUGUGAGCUAUUGGAGCCGAUUGCAUCUCUGGUUGAAUUAGAGCCUACUAAACGGAAUGGUGGGCAAGGUUUCACCUAUUCUCUGGUGAAGUCUCAACGCAAUGUUCCUGUCUUAGUGAAUAUAGGGAUCUCCAGGAGAGGCAAUCACCAUGCAAAAGUCAUGGCCUUUUUCUCUGGCCAGGUAGCAUCUCCCGAGGGAGAUUAUCCCGUCCAAGAUGAAUGUGAAUUACUUUACCGAAAGGCACAGUUAUUCGUGGGUCUGCGGGAUUGUCGUCCACUCCGGGUUGGUAUCUCGACUGUCGAAUUUGGUUCAAAUCAAUUCAUAUCUGGUAUCAAACUGUUCCCCUCAAGUGAUGGAAGCGGAAUCAGUCAAUCAAUUGGAUACCCCAACCCAGAUACCGAGAAAUGGAUUGACGUACCCAGGUACAAACGCAUCAGGGCUUUCGAAGUACACUUUUCUCCGGAAGGGCUCAAGGCUAUCCGUAUACUAUACACUGGUUCGAGAGAGUCUGCCUGGGUUGGCCAGCCUAACGUCAAGAAAAUAGCUCGCGGCUUAUUGUUGGUUCCAAGUGGAAAGGUGCCGUACUAUUUACUAGCAGGCCUGGAUCGAUUCAAAAUUGUUGCACUUGGGUUUGGCGAAAUGGCUGAACCCGGUGAGCGUGCUUCGAGAUCACCCCGUUCUUCCGCGGCCGUAACGCGCUAUGCACGUGUGGCAUCUCAUCUCUGGAUGCCACCUGUUCCACUAUACGGGAGUUCAAUCAUAAGCCCCUUGCUCCCUUGCAGGCCCUCUGGACCCUUCAAUCCACUAUUGCAUUUUGACUUUGGCUUCCGUGGGGGUAGCGGUCUUGAGAAGUUGCAAUGUCUUGACUUCCAUAUGAGAUUUUACCGCCAUCCGCUUGUUGGAAUGGUCGCACACUACUCUGACGGCAAAGUUUUGAGUUGUGGCGUUGUUGGUGAGAACGUCAUGUCACUUGCCAUAAAUGGCCCGCAGGGAGAGCGUGUCACGCAAAUAAGGAUUCUGAGGGAUAACCGCUAUCACAACCGAGCCGUUCGCUUGGUCGGGCUCGAGGUCUCGACCAACUACGGACGAACUGCCACCUUUGCCCCCCUCGCACAUCAUCUCAAUGCAUCCGCCCGAAUGAUACCAGGUGUGCCAACGGGACAUACCAUCACAGGACUCGUUGCUCAGCCAGCCGCAUACAGAAAGUAUUUCGAUCAACUUCGAAUUCACUCUCAAAAAUGCGAUGCCCCACCCGCCAUUCCGCACAAUUUGAACGCUGAAUGCCAUCGGGUGCCGGAAGAACAGGUACAAUAUGAUCUGAUGUUGCGCCAAGAUAGUGGCGAGAAGGACGAUAUGAAAUACUACCAAACCUAUGCAUCACUCAAGGGAGUUCGCAAAAUCACCGCAUCUACAGGUGAUAAAGGCUAUCUCCGCUCUAAACAUUGGAUCACCGGUUUGAAAAUCGACUAUUAUAACCACCCCACUCCAAGCGUUGUUGGGCAGUGGAUACGUCCGUUAAGCAAUGCAGCCCUUAGACUAUCUCCAGGUGAGGAAGUCAUAUCGAUUACUGUAUGGGUUGGCCUGGAUGCAUGGAUUUCCCAGUCUCCUGAGUCGAGUACAGGCAACAUUGCCGCUAUAUGGAUCAACACAGGGGUGCACAGAGCGACGUUUGCUACUCAAACAUUUCAGACCGGCGCAGCCAUACAGUCACAAUAUCUGAGUGACACUGACGAGGAGCUGACGGCUAUCUCAUGGGUAGUCAGCGCGGAUUCGGAUCGGAUUCGCGCGGUCAUCUCCCCGUACCGAAAUCAGAGACCUCGAACCCUCGAACCAACUCCCACUCCGCCAUAUGAUCGGGUAAGGAAGCUUUACUUUAUGGGUCAAGAAGGCUAUGCCCAGCGAAAGAAGAUAGUCAAGGCAACAGCCUAUAUAUACGACAGACAGUUAUGUGGACUGAAGUUUACCUAUGCGUCAACCCAUCAAGCCGCUGUUGGUGAUAUACGUGACUGCAUGUCACGUCAAAGUGUUGAUUUCUUCAGAGAUGAUGCUAUCAUCGGCUUGUCAGCCAAGAUAUCCGGCACUGCACUAGUGGAGAUCCAGUUUGAGGUCAAACGGAAGAAGACAGUUCGAUGUCUUAGCCUCAGAGACCCCGACCGUGAGCCCUUCGAGUAUGACCGGCAUCUUUACUGGGGAGAUACACCAGCCAACGUUGACACUGCAACGGACAUCUCCGAGCAGCGACCGAUUGAAAGGGUUUCUGGAACACCCGCUGAUUCCAGGUUUACUGGAAUCUUUGUGCAUUGUGACUGCUUAUCUGCGAUCGGCGCCAUAUAUGAACCUACCUCUUCGCGGUGAAUGUAGAGGCAAAUUACAUGUUCA
This is a messenger RNA of Aspergillus vadensis CBS 113365, 3273 nucleotides long. RefSeq lists its product as uncharacterized. Bases 1 to 3249 code for a protein of 1082 amino acids. The record is from RefSeq and is a predicted model, not a curated record. NCBI's taxonomy places the organism in Eukaryota, Fungi, Ascomycota, Eurotiomycetes, Eurotiales, Aspergillaceae. Gene Ontology annotation, molecular function: protein binding. The transcript is spliced from 3 exons.